CGCUUACCGCCCACUGCCGACCCCCUCACUGGUCAUCGCCAAAGGAGGGAGGGACAAGGAGAGAGAGAGAGAGAGAGACCCCGCACGUCGCACCCUCCUCCCACACCUCUGCCAUGACGGAACUCUGAGCGCUGCGGAGAAACCCAAGGAAAGCCAGAAGGACGAGUGAACCCAGGCGAGAUCGGAGCACGUCGGUCAGCACCAGUCAGCCCGCGGACCACGACGAGGCGACAUGCAAGCGGUGGUCCGCCUCGUAGCCUUGGGGGCGGUGGUCCUCUCUGGGGUGGCGUCAGUGCCUGUGGAGUGCCCGCAGGAGUGCACCUGUCAGGAGGCACCACUGAGGGCCGCGUCCUUCGUACUCACCUGGAUGACGUCAUGGGGUGAGGACGACCUGCCGGAGAUCCACCCCAACGAGGUUGGUGAGGCGGCCGACUUGGUCAACUCAAUGACGGCGGCCAGCGCGGGCGUGGACGUGGACGCGGUUGGGCUGCACGCGACCUGCGCCCUCACGCGGGACACGAAUUUGACGGCCCUCCUGCACGCCCUGCCGCCCACAACCAUGGUGCUGACCAUACUGCAGGCGGCCGGGAGUGAGCUGACGGUGGUGGAGGCAAGACACCUGACGCCCCUGGCUGAGCUGCGGGCGCUGCACCUCCAGGGCUACGCCAGGCGGCAGGCCGUGCAGGUGUCCGGCUACUUCUCAAACCACGUGGAGGACAUGGUGAGACACAAAGAAAUGGCGAAGAAAGUGGACGAGGAAGACGAGCAGAACUUGCGGCUGGCCUUGUCUGAGGACGCCCUGACGCCCCUCACGAAGCUUCAGCUCCUCGACCUGCAGUACGUCCGGCUGGUAGGCGCCGUGGAGGGCGGGAGGCUGCGACGGACCGCCGAGCCGCUCUCCACCUCCACCGUGCUCGACAUGCCUCUCGCGUAUUUCCUUUCUCUGACUCAGCACUUGCAGGGCAUAGAUCUCCCCCCUCAGGUGCUGUCCAAGAUGUCGGGGUCACCCUCGGUCGCUGAGGAACAGUCGGAUGUGAACGUUGUCUUGCUGGACGAGGAAGAGGACGAGGUGGUGCCAUACGACGUUUUCAAGAUCGAGAACGAGGUGGUGUUGGCGCCCUUCACGGCACAGGUCGAACUGAAGUACCUCCGGCUGGCCCACGCGAAGCUGGACAACGUUGGACCUGAGCUGCUGACGGGACUGUCGGGGCUGCACACACUCACGCUGGAGCACAACCACAUCAAGGUCCUGCCCACCGCCAUGUUCACGCCCACCCCGCACCUACACCACCUCUCCCUCGCCCACAACAACAUCCUUACGCUGGAGGGCGACAGUCUGGCAGGCCUCGACGAGCUGCUCACGCUGGACCUGGACAGCAACAAGCUGGACAGGAUCGGUCCCGGCAGCUUUCCUCGCCUGCCGAAGAUGGCCACACUUCGCCUCCUGGGAAAUCCCCUCGAACACGUGUUUCCGUUUACCUUCGUGAACGUGAACUCGACGGAGACGCUGCUGUUGGGCUCCAGGGACGUGGCCGCCGAGAUCCACGUGGACACCUUCAGAAACCUCAAUUCACUUGAAGUCCUUCAGAUCGAGAACACCACCCUGCCUUCCCUGAGCCGCUCCCUGCUGGAGGGGAUGCCCAACCUCAAGGAGCUGACCAUCCACGGCCACGUCCCGUCCAUUGACUUCGACGCCUUCACGGCCACCGCCAACCUCGAAUCCCUCAGCCUGGACCACACGCACCUGUCCAGACUCUCCCUCGACGCGUUCUUCGGCCUCAGGAAGGUGCGACUCUUGGACCUGAGCCACAAUGACCUGAAUGAGCUUUCCCCCGGCACCUUCGACCACCUGGCCACCCUGCGGGAGCUGUACCUGCACCACAACAACCUCACCACCCUGCCGCCCGCCAUCUUCCUGCCCCUGCCCGCCAAGCUCAUCCAGGUGCACGGGAACCCCUGGCACUGCUCCUGCGACCUCCUGCAGCUGCGUCCCGCCCUCACCAAUAAGGUUCGGGCCAAGGGCUACACCACGUGCCGGUUCUUGGAGCGUUCAGGAAUGGUCUGCAGCGAACCCGACCCGCCACGCCUCCGCUACGACUCCCGCGUGGCCCCGCUCUGCGUCACGCCGGAACGCUACCUCCACAAGAGCGUCUUCAGGGUCACCGCGCGCCGCCUCAAGUGCCCCAAGCAUUUCUGGAACACCCGCCCCCUUGUGCUCCUUCCCAGUCUUCCUGUCCUCCCCGCAGAGCCUCGGGUGAACACUGAAGAGAAAGUGGAGACGCCGGUGGUGGAGGAAAACAGUUGGCAACCCCUGCACUCCUUCUCUGCUCCCCCGCACGAUGUGAAGGACUUGCUUGAUAUCGCUGAGGCCGAGAUGCCCGAGGAGGCCUACGCCCCACUCCCUGAAGGCGAAGAGGGACUGGACGCCGAGGAGGAAGAGAAGGAGCAGCAGGAGGCGGCGGCGGAGGUGGCAGAAAUCAUAGAGGAGGCCGAUGAAGACGUACAGAACAUGAUCCAUAUCCUUGAAGAAGACGACGACGUGCAUCCGUUCGACGUGGCGGAGCGGUUCGUCAGGCGGCAACAAGAGAGGUACAGACUGGAGAAACAAAUGAUAAAGAAGCAAAUGGCGGAAGAGCAGAGGAGACGAGAGGAAACAGUGCGAGCUAUGAAACAACGCCACUGGGAUAGGGUCGCAGAGAACAAACGGAGGCUGAAGGCCCAGAUGGCAGAGCCCCAACAGGGAAUUCGGGAGUUAGCGAAGGAGGAGAUGUACCGCACGAUGGGGUGACUGGCAGUAACAUCGGGGCCCUUUAGGUCAAGCAGCCGUCAUGGGUCACGGUUAUAAUAAAUACCAGCUACCUAUUUCAUUAUCUACGUCCUUCGCAUAGGUUAUUACUCGUUUUCACCUCCUCUCUCUCUCUCUCUCUCUCUCUCUCUCUCUCUCUCUCUCUCUCUCUCUCUCUCUCUCUCUCUCUCUCUCUCAUUCUCAGGUUAAUUCUACCCAUUUGUAUAGUCACUGUCCCCUUAUCAAGAAUGUUUAUGAUUGUGUGCGACAAAAUUGUAUCUAAAUUAUAUAUCGUAUUAUCCGUUAAUGCGAAAUGCAGCUCCAUGUAAUAGAUCUGACAUUGGUGCCGAAAAAAAACUUUGUUUAAUCUUACUGGAUGAAUCGAUGACACUUACGUAUCAGCUAUAAUAAAAAAAAGUAGCACUAAUCAGUUCCUGUAUGUUGGUAUGUGAGGUAGGCAUCGCAUUGUGUACAUAUAAAUACAAGAACUGAUAAUAAAAGAUAUCACUUGA
This is a messenger RNA of Eriocheir sinensis (Chinese mitten crab), 3297 nucleotides long. RefSeq lists its product as uncharacterized. Gene Ontology annotation, molecular function: protein binding. The transcript has 6 exons. Lineage: Eukaryota; Metazoa; Arthropoda; Malacostraca; Decapoda; Varunidae. Bases 233 to 2788 code for a protein of 851 amino acids. The record is from RefSeq and is a predicted model, not a curated record.